CUUACAGGCAUUAUUGUUGAUGAAAUACUCAAUGGAGCGGAUGGGACUAACAUCAAGUGUGGUGUGGUGGGAGAAAUAGGUUGCUCCUGGCCUUUGACUCAGAGCGAACACAGAGUGCUUCUGGCAACAGCACAGGCUCAGUCACAGCUUGGGUGCCCCAUUAUCAUCCAUCCUGGCAGGAACAGCAAUGCUCCUUUCCAAAUUAUCCGCAUUCUGCAGGAAGCUGGGGCUGAUGCUUCAAAGACAGUCAUGUCUCACCUGGACAGGACUAUAUUUGAUACAAAGGAACUUCUGGAAUUUGCUAAACUAGGAUGCUAUCUAGAAUAUGACCUAUUUGGUACAGAAUUUCUUCAUUACCAGUUCCAUCCUGAUAUCGACAUGCCUAGUGACAACGAAAGAAUUGCAAGGAUUCGUACGCUGAUCGAUGAAGGCUAUGAAGACAGAAUUCUGAUGGCUCAUGAUGUGCACACUAAGAAUAGGUUGAUGAAAUAUGGAGGUCAUGGAUAUUCACAUAUCCUUAAAAAUAUAGUUCCUAAAAUGCUAAUUAGAGGCAUAUCCCAAGAUAAAAUUGAUAAAAUACUUCUAGAAAAUCCAAAGCGGUGGUUGACUUUUAAAUAGGAAUAAUGAAUAAAUAUUCUUAUUUUGUAAGGAGGCUUGAUAAAAUUCAGAUUUGUUUCAGGAGGGCAGUGAUUUUAAAAUUUGGUUCUUUUCAGAGAAACUGGAAGUUAUUAACUAGAUAUGAACAAACUGAUUCUUUUAUUUUUAAUUAGAACAACAAAAUUA
This is a messenger RNA of Tauraco erythrolophus (red-crested turaco), 783 nucleotides long. The record is from RefSeq and is a predicted model, not a curated record. Lineage: Eukaryota; Metazoa; Chordata; Aves; Musophagiformes; Musophagidae.